UCUUUCAGCACCAUCCCUCUUCUGGCACCAGCUGAGUGAGGGUGACGGCUCCUACCACAUCACGGAGCCAUGCACCUACCCAGUGCUCCUUUGUGCAGGGAGGUAGUUAGCCUAACGGGGCCAUGAGGAACAGACCCAUGUGCUGCUGGUCAGAAGUGAGCCAGCACUGACCUUCAGCCCCUUUGUGCUGGCCCAGCUAUGGAGCCUAUGGGCAAUUAUGGCCUCAUUAGUGCCACUGGCCACCGUGCCCAGCCGUGAGCACCUGCACAAUGGGAGCUGCUAAUGAAGGGAAAGGCCUGACUGGUCUCCCAGCUACCGGCCACGGUGCUCGUGUCUCCCAGAGACCGGCUGCUCCCGCCUGGCCCUGAUGGUAUUUUUGGCAGCGCUAUUGUGCCAGGCCCUAUAAAGCAUCAGCUGCAGCACAGGGCACUGUGCUCUUGGCUGCCUGGCAGGACAUGCCCCAGCACCACUCGACCACCUGAAGACCCCAGAAAAGAUGGAGGUGCCCAAUGCCAAGCUCCAGCGAGCCACCUUCCUCCUGCUCCUGCUCCUGCUCUGCUCCCUGGCUGCUGCCCGGCAGAGCCUGCCCGAGUGCUGCCUGCAGAAGACCUGCUCCUGCCGUGUCUAUGACCUCCUGCACGGCAUGGGCAACCAUGCUGCCGGCAUCCUCACUCUAGGCAAGAGGAAGAGCAUCCCACCAGCCUUCCAGAGCCGGCUCUACCGCCUGCUGCACAGCUCUGGCAACCACGCUGCGGGCAUCCUCACCAUGGGCAAGCGCACGGAGCGCCCCGGCACCGCCUGCCACAAGGCGUCGGGCUGCCCCGCGGGUGUAGAUGCCCAGCCAACACCUACACUGUGGGGCACUGACACCAGCUCUGCCAGCCCCAGGGAGUGCCAGGGACACUUGGGGAAGGACCUGACCAAGAGCCAGGGAGCUGCGAAGAGCUUUUACUGAGAGGGGUGGGGGCAGUGGGGAGUAGUGAUCACUGGGGGAACAGAGCCCAGGGCCACACGCCUGGAGCUCGCUGUAAAUAGCACUUUUACAUACCUCCUCCUGGCCCCAGCCGAGCCUGCUCGGGGCACCGCAGGCACUGCUGGCCUUUUACAAUAAA
This is a messenger RNA of Apus apus (common swift), 1112 nucleotides long. It is a transcript of the gene HCRT, whose product is annotated as hypocretin neuropeptide precursor. The record is from RefSeq and is a predicted model, not a curated record. Lineage: Eukaryota; Metazoa; Chordata; Aves; Apodiformes; Apodidae. Gene Ontology annotation, biological process: neuropeptide signaling pathway; feeding behavior. The coding region runs from base 497 to 955 and encodes 152 amino acids. The transcript has 2 exons.